AUGUGUCGGGGAGCGCAGACGGCGGCUGCGGCAGCGCCUCGUGUCAAGAAGUUUGCCAUCUACAGAUGGGAUCCCGAUAAGCCUGGGGACAAGCCCCGCAUGCAGACGUAUGAAGUGGAUUUGAAUAAAUGUGGGCCUAUGGUGCUCGAUGCUCUGAUCAAGAUUAAAAACGAGUUGGACUCCACUCUGACCUUCCGCAGAUCAUGUAGGGAAGGGAUCUGCGGCUCUUGUGCUAUGAACAUCGCUGGCGGGAACACGCUGGCCUGUAUCAAAAGGAUUGACCCCGAUCUCAACAAAAUCACUAAAAUCUACCCUCUCCCCCACAUGUACGUGGUGAAGGACCUUGUUCCAGACUUGAGCAACUUCUAUGCACAGUACAAAUCCAUCGAGCCUUAUCUGAAGAAGAAGGAUGAGUCGAAACAGGGCAAGGAGCAGUACCUGCAGUCCAUAGAAGACCGUCAGAAACUGGACGGGCUCUACGAGUGCAUCCUGUGCGCCUGCUGCAGCACCAGCUGUCCCAGUUACUGGUGGAACGGGGACAAGUACUUGGGCCCCGCGGUACUGAUGCAGGCCUAUCGCUGGAUGAUCGACUCCAGAGACGACUACACGGAGGAGCGCCUGGCACAGCUUCAAGACCCGUUCUCUCUCUACCGUUGUCACACCAUCAUGAAUUGCACAAGGACUUGCCCUAAGGGAUUGAACCCUGGCAAAGCGAUUGCUGAGAUCAAGAAGAUGAUGGCAACCUACAAAGAGAAGGCGACGGCCGCCUAACGCCGUUCCCUGCCCGGCCGUGUCACGGAACGGAGCUUCCU
Molecule: messenger RNA, 812 nt
Organism: Eurypyga helias (sunbittern)
Lineage: Eukaryota; Metazoa; Chordata; Aves; Eurypygiformes; Eurypygidae
Gene: SDHB
Product: succinate dehydrogenase complex, subunit B, iron sulfur (Ip)
Exons: 7
Coding region: 1-771 (256 amino acids)
Biological process (GO): aerobic respiration; respiratory electron transport chain; tricarboxylic acid cycle
Cellular component (GO): mitochondrial membrane
Molecular function (GO): electron transfer activity; 2 iron, 2 sulfur cluster binding
Source: RefSeq, a predicted model, not a curated record